Molecule: messenger RNA, 1649 nt
Organism: Uloborus diversus
Lineage: Eukaryota; Metazoa; Arthropoda; Arachnida; Araneae; Uloboridae
Product: WD repeat-containing protein 13-like
Exons: 13
Coding region: 126-1544 (472 amino acids)
Cellular component (GO): nucleus
Molecular function (GO): promoter-specific chromatin binding; protein binding
Source: RefSeq, a predicted model, not a curated record
GUGUAAAGUGUAAACAUGUCAUAAUGAUGCUUCGUGUUUUGUAUAUAUGGCGCAUUAAGUUUACUGAUUGUAAGAGUUGUAGCUCUGCAAUAGUUUUAAAAAACAUGAAGUAAUUUAUACAACAAAUGGCCGCUGUUUGGCAGCAAGUACUUGCUUUGGAUGCUCGUUAUAAUACGUAUAGGACUCCAAAUAAUCCUCAAUUUAGAACAUUGUACAUUAGAAGGAGAAGCCAACUACUACGUGAAAACGCCAAACAAGAGCAACAAAGUCCAACUGCACGUAAACAGUACUUACGUAUUCGGAAUCAACUGCUUGCUCAGCGCUAUGGAGUAUCUCUUGACCAAACGAGCCUUCGUAGUCGAAGUAUGGGGGCCCGGAGCAAUAGUAGAGUUACUCUAGAAACUAGUGAUUCAUUUGAGAACCGUAUAGCUUUAGCAGAAGGCAGACGAGUAUUAAGGCGCACCAGUAUGGCUACAGGUGAAGGUGUUGUGCCAACACACUUGGCAGAUGCUAGUAGAGCUUUGGUUGGAGGCACAUCAAUAUCUGAAAACUAUGCAUUCACCGGUGUUCACCACAUAUUUGAUCAACAUAAAGAUGCUGUGACAGCUGUGAGGUUUGCGAACAAUGAUAAAAGCUUAUUGGCUUGUUGCUCACUGGAUGGCAAACUUUCUAUUUGUCAACUUACACCACCACCUGCAAGUGUACUGUACAUUCUGAGUGGUCACAAAGCUGGAAUUACUGCCUUUGAAUGGUCCAUUUCAAAUGAUUUAAUACUUUCCUGUUCUCUGGAUGCCACUGUGAGACUUUGGGAUACUGCUCUUGGUAUUUGCAUUCGUAUUGUCGAAGAUCCAUUUUCUGCCUCUGUACAGUGUUGUGCUUUUCAACCAUUCAAUAAUAAUAUGGUUGUGAUUGGGAAUAACAAAGGAAUGGUCCAGGUGCUGAAUGUAUCCACUGGAAUUUAUUUAAAGGGCGGUAGUAGCAAAACCAGUGGCAGUAUAUUAUCCAUUGUAUUUGAUUCUUCUGGGAAGCUACUGUGGGUUGGAGAUGAUAAGGGGUAUAUUGUUUCAUAUUUGUUUGAUUUGCAUACUGGCAGAUUGACCAAAGGGAAAAAGAUCCUAGUUGCUGAAAAUUGUGCAAUCACAUGUCUUUCAGCCCGGAAUUGGGCAAGUAGAGAAGCCAGAGACCCUUCAUUGUUAGCUAAUUGUGCCAAUGACUCAGUUUUGUUAUUCAGCAUAGUAAGAAAAGACGGAAGCUUGGAAUUAAAACGUAAAUUUUCCAUAAAACAUCGAUCUCAGUUGGCCAUGAUCAGGAGUUCAUUCUGUCCAAUUAUGUCUUUUCGUCAAGGAGCUUGUAUGGUGACUGGAAGUGAAGAUACUUGUGUUUACUUUUUCGACUUGGAACGCGAAAAGAAGCCUUGUGUUAAUAAACUGCAAGGUCACUCUGCAACGGUUAUUGAUGUUUGCUUCAAUUAUGAUGAAAGUUUGCUAGCUUCAAGUGAUGCUCGUGGAAUGGUUAUAAUUUGGAAACGAGAGCAAAGACAGUAGCUGAUCUCUAACGUUCGAUGAAAUCUCAAAUACAUUCCAUGUAUAGUGUUUUUUUUUUUGUAUUGUGAUACUGGAUUUUAUAAAUAUUUCCUAAAAAAUAAAAGU